This is a messenger RNA of Cicer arietinum (chickpea), 1532 nucleotides long. Its product is annotated as cytoplasmic tRNA 2-thiolation protein 1. NCBI's taxonomy places the organism in Eukaryota, Viridiplantae, Streptophyta, Magnoliopsida, Fabales, Fabaceae. The record is from RefSeq and is a predicted model, not a curated record. Gene Ontology annotation, biological process: tRNA wobble position uridine thiolation. Gene Ontology annotation, molecular function: tRNA binding. Gene Ontology annotation, cellular component: cytosolic tRNA wobble base thiouridylase complex; mitochondrion.
AAUAUCAAGAAGAGAACACUUGUGAUCCUAUUAGCGAGUGACGAGUGACGAGACGAUCGAUAGGGUUUAGGUGGGUGUUCGAAUGGAAGGAAAGAGAAGCAAGGUGCGUAUGUGCUGCUUAUGCAACCAAUCAAGAGCUUCUCUUAAUAGACCUAAAACCCUUCAACAGAUUUGCAGAGAUUGUUUCUACCUCUCUUUCGAAAAUGAAAUUCACCAACUCAUCAUUGAUAAUCACCUCUUCACUCCCGGCGACCGCGUCGCUAUCGGCGCUUCCGGCGGUAAAGACUCCACCGUUCUCGCCUAUGUUUUAUCCAAACUCAACCGCGUUCACAAUUACGGUCUCAAUCUCUUCCUCCUCUCCGUUGACGAAGGCAUCACCGGCUACCGCGACGAUUCCCUCGAAACCGUUCACAGGAACCAGGUUCAGUUCGGAUUACCUCUCAAAGUUGUAUCCUACAAGGACUUGUACGGAUGGACUAUGGACGAGAUCGUCAAACUCAUCGGUCUCAAGAACAAUUGCACUUUCUGUGGCGUCUUCCGUCGCCAGGCUCUCGAUCGAGGCGCCGCUUUCCUCAAAGCCGAUAAACUGGUAACCGGACACAACGCCGACGACAUAGCAGAGACGGUUCUGUUGAACAUAUUAAGAGGAGAUAUAGCUAGAUUAAGUAGAUGCAGUUCAAUAAUAACAGGUGAAGACGGACCGAUUCCUAGAUGCAAACCUUUCAAGUACACUUACGAAAAAGAGAUUGUUAUGUAUGCAUAUUUCAAGAGACUCGAUUACUUUUCUACUGAAUGCAUUUAUUCUCCAAAUGCAUAUCGUGGUUUUGCUCGUGAGUUCAUCAAGGAUUUGGAGAGAAUCAGACCAAGGGCCAUUCUUGACAUCAUAAAAUCCGGGGAGAAUUUCAGGAUUUCUACCAAUACCAAAAUGCCUGAGCAGGGAACCUGUGAACGAUGUGGUUAUAUUUCUAGUCAGAAAUGGUGUAAGGCUUGUGUCCUGCUUGAUGGAUUGAAUCGAGGUUUGCCUAAACUGGGAAUUGGUCGCAGUCGGCCUGGCAUUGGCUGCAAGGAAGAAAAUGAAAGCCGUGGAGUAAAGAGCAUCGAGAGCAAACAAUGUGGAUCUUUGGACUUCUGAUUUUCUUUAAUCGGUGGGUUCUAUGUACUAUUUAUAACCAACGAUACUUGCGGUUAAUAUCUAUCAGUGAAUUUCAUGGCAGUUAGUAGAAAUGUCGAUAUAUCUGAUGACAAAUAGGCUUUGCAGCAUGUCCGUGCAUAUCAAGACAUUGAUCAAAACAAGAAGUCUAGAAUAGUUGCGUUGUUAUUUCCAGAUUUUGUUACUUUAUCUUGUAGUUAUACAUCUCUAGCUUUAAUUUUUGUGGGCAAUAUUUUGUCGAACACUUAAAACAUAAUCGUCAAUACAAAUCAAUGUAUUUUACAAUGGAACCUCAAGCAUUGGCUUGCAUAUCCUUUAGACAUUACUACAUUAGACAUGCAACUUGAGUUUUGAUAUUGCAAUCUUGCUUAUGUUCUUCUCU